AUGAACAGCCAGUACAUGCGCAGGGAAGUCUUCUGCUGUGAGACCUGCGAUGAGCUCAAAAGCUUCUGGGAAAAGGAAAUUAGCAAGCAGACUUGCUACCGAGAACUUGAAGAAGAUCGUCAGGAGAGAAGCGCUCUGAGAAAGCUUCGAGAAGAAUGGAAGCAGAGGCUGGAGAAGAGGCUGAGAAUGCUGGACAACCCUGAUGAGGAGGGAAAGCAGGCUAACCCCGAGAACUGAGUGUUUCUAGCAAGCCAUCAAGGGCAUCCUUUCCUAGGAGGAAAAAGACUUCUACCGAGUUAGACUGACUUACUAAGCAGAACUUCCCCUAUUUGCUCUCCCAUUUGAGAAAGGACACACAUGUAAACCCCACCCUGUGCUAAUGGAAACUGUUAUUCAGCUCAACACGCUCCACACAGAGGACAGGGUGGCUGCAGGGGUGGGAUGCUUGGAUUGUUU
Molecule: messenger RNA, 456 nt
Organism: Alexandromys fortis (reed vole)
Lineage: Eukaryota; Metazoa; Chordata; Mammalia; Rodentia; Cricetidae
Gene: Fam240b
Product: family with sequence similarity 240 member B
Exons: 2
Coding region: 1-237 (78 amino acids)
Source: RefSeq, a predicted model, not a curated record